Acaulospora morrowiae is the source of this 152-nucleotide messenger RNA. Lineage: Eukaryota; Fungi; Glomeromycota; Glomeromycetes; Diversisporales; Acaulosporaceae. The record is from the annotation of a GenBank genome assembly.
AACUUCGGAAACGUACAAGAACCGAGGUAUUGGAACGAAGACGCAAAGAACAUAAACAUGAAUUUGGAGUAGCAGUGGAAGAUCCCAAAACUGGAGUUGCCACACAAACGUGUAGUUCUUGUGGACUAAAGAUUGAAGUUACCGUGUUCUAG